GCGAGGCGCGUGCAGUUCGCACUGACCGGAGAUCCGGUCGUUUGUUACCGUGUUGGCAUGAGGAUCAAGUCUAGUGUUUAGCGGUGGAUCAGCACAGACGUGCUGAUUAUGUCUAGAUAAAUACACCGACGCAACUCUCUGACACGUUGUGUGAUAAUGGCAUGCGAUGGUUCAAUUAACGAUUUACCGGACAAAGUGUUGUUGACCCGAUUACCGUCUUCAUGCACGUGCAUUAAUACGUGCAAAACACACAACGGAAGAAGUAACAACAACAGCAGCAGCAGCAGCGUGAGUAAAAGCAGUAUGGUUUUCCUCGGUUUGUUUAUUUUGUCUCUGUCUCUGCACGUGAUCACGCUGCUGUGUUACCUGGAUCUCCGGUCCGAAGUGAAGCGGGAGAUUUCUCAGCGGAGAAGAGACGCGAAGUUGACCCUCGGUGGAACUGAUGUGACUGACCCGUUGAUCCCCUCCGGUCACCGAGGGAUGGACACCGGCGCCCGGGCACAGGGUCACGAGGUAAACCGAAACGAGAGGUUUCUCCACAGACAGCCGGAUGGCCACCCUAGCAGACCCCCCACAGCCCCAGGGGACAGCAGCAGUAUUCACAGACAGCCGGAUGGCCACCCUACCAGACCCCCCACAGCCCCAGGGGACAGCAGCAGUAUUCACAGACAGCCGGAUGGCCACCCUACCAGACCCCCACAGCCCCAGGGGACAGCAGCAGUAUUCACAGACAGCCGGAUGGCCACCCUACCAGACCCCCCACAGCCCCAGGGGACAGCAGCAGUAUUCACAGACAGCCGGAUGGCCACCCUACCAGACCCCCCACAGCCCCAGGGGACAGCAGCAGUAUUCACAGACAGCCGGAUGGCCACCCUACCAGACCCCCCACAGCCCCAGGGGACAGCAGCAGUAUUCACAGACAGCCGGAUGGCCACCCUACCAGACCCCCCACAGCCCCAGGGGACAGCAGCAGUAUUCACAGACAGCCGGAUGGCCACCCUAGCAGACCCCCCCACAGCCCCAGGGGACAGCAGCAGUAUUCACAGACAGCCGGAUGGCCACCCUACCAGACCCCCCACAGCCCCAGGGGACAGCAGCAGUAUUCACAGACAGCCGGAUGGCCACCCUACCAGACCCCCCACAGCCCCAGGGGACAGCAGCAGUAUUCACAGACAGCCGGAUGGCCACCCUACCAGACCCCCCACAGCCCCAGGGGACAGCAGCAGUAUUCACAGACAGCCGGAUGGCCACCCUACCAGACCCCCCACAGCCCCAGGGGACAGCAGCAGUAUUCACAGAGCCAAACGGAGCCCAAGGCAACAAUCUGACUCAGAAUCAACUGGGAAACGGAAAGAAACGGAAAGAAGAAAGAAAGGCAGGAAGAGGUCUCCUCCAGGAGCUCAGGGCUCCCCCGGUCCACCUGGUUCCCCAGGCCCCCAGGGGCCUCCAGGUAUUCCUGGUAUUCCUGGUAUUCCUGGUAGCAACGCUGUGGGCCCAGCUGGCCCUCCUGGUCGUCCCGGAGCACAGGGGCCCCCCGGGCUGACGGGACCGGCAGGAGUCGUCGAUAAAACCAAAACAAGAGAUCUCCAGCCUGCCGUGGUCCAUCUACAAGGACAGGAAACCACCAUACAGGUCAAGGAGGACCUUUCUGAAGGUGUUUUGAGGAACUGGAAGAUGGUGUCGAUCCACCACCGUGUCUUCAAGAUGCACUCUCGCUCCGGACAACUGGAGGUCCUGUUAGACGGCAUCUACUUCAUAUAUAGUCAGGUAGAAGUGUACUAUCUCAACUUCACGGACAUCGCCAGCUACGAGGUGAUGGUAGACUCCACCCCCUUCCUGCGUUGUACCUGCAGCAUCGAGACGGGUCAGAGGAAGUUCAACACGUGCUACACGGCGGGGGUCAGCCUGCUGAGGGCGGGACAAAGGAUCUCCAUCAGGAUGGUCUAUGACGACACGCUGAUCAGCAUGUCCAAUCAUACUACCUUCCUGGGGAGCGUCAGACUGGGGGAUUCCCCCUGACCAAUCACACCUCCUUCCUGGGACUUCCUGUCCAAUCACACUACCUUCCUGGGGAACGUCAGACUGGGGGAUUCCCCCUGACCAUGACCAAUACGGCACAACUUCUCCCUGACCAAUCACACCUCCUUCCUGGGACUUCCUGACCAAUCACACUACGUUCCUUUUGGAGCGUCCGGCUGGGGGAUUCCCCCUGACCAUGUCCAAUACUGCACCACUUCCUGGGGCCCCCUGACCAAUCACACUCCUUUUGGAGCGUCCGGCUGGGGGAUUCCCCCUGACAUCAGGACAUCACUAAGUAGUACAAUCAAUCUUGAUGUCCACUAUAGAAAGCAUCCAGACGUUAUCUCAACCUUUCUUUUAGACUGAAAUGUAGUUUUUUCGACAGCGGACAUUUGAUAUAAAACUUUGUGUCUCUUUUGACAUUUGCAACAUUGUUUGGAUCUCCUGCUGUCCCGUAGUGAUGAACGGGUCGGGAGUCGGGACGAGACAGGCAGCGUUUCUCAGCCAGUUGAAAUCAUGAAAUCAGCGUAAUUUUUAUGGAUGUAUACAAAUAAAUGUCAAUUGAAAAAAGGUCAAGUUAAAUGAA
Salmo salar (Atlantic salmon) is the source of this 2605-nucleotide messenger RNA. RefSeq lists its product as uncharacterized. Gene Ontology annotation, molecular function: death receptor agonist activity; tumor necrosis factor receptor binding; death receptor binding. Lineage: Eukaryota; Metazoa; Chordata; Actinopteri; Salmoniformes; Salmonidae. Gene Ontology annotation, cellular component: membrane. Gene Ontology annotation, biological process: animal organ development; immune response. The record is from RefSeq and is a predicted model, not a curated record.